GCGACCCGCGCGCGCGGCCUAGGGCGGAGGAGGCGACCGGCGGGCAGCGGCCAGAGCGACCGUGCCGGCCGGGGUCCGCGGAUGCGCGGCGCGCGGGGGCCAUGCUGCCGAGGCGCAGCUCGCUGACGGGGCUGGCGGUGGGGCUCUUCGCCGUCUACGUGGCGCACACCUGCUGGGUGAUGUACGGCAUCGUCCACACCCGGCCCUGCCUGCCCGCCGCCCGCCUCGCCCACGGGGCGCCCGACGGCUGCAUCCGGCCCUACCUGGCGCGCCGGCCCAAGCUCCAGCUAAGUGUUUACACAACAACGAGAUCCAACAUAGGUACUGAGAAUAAUAUCGAUCUGGUUUUGAAUGUGGAGAAUUUUGAUGUUGAAUCCAAAUUUGAAAGAACCGUGAAUGUGUCUGUACCAAAAAAAACACGGAAUAACGGGACCUUAUAUGCAUACAUCUUUCUUCACCAUGCUGGAAUCCUGCCUUGGCAUGAUGGCAAACAGGUGCACAUUGUUAGCCCACUGACUACAUACAUGGUCCCUAAACCAGAAGAAAUUAAUCUUCUCACUGGAGAAUCUGUCACUCAGCAAAUUGAAGCAGAAAAAAAGCAAACCUAUGCGCUAGAUGAGCCCGUCUCACACUGGAGGUCCAGAUUAACCUUAAACGUCAUGGUGGAAGACUUUGUGUUUGAUGGAUCUUCUCUCCCAGCUGAUGUGCACCGAUACAUGAAAAUGGUUCAGCUGGGCAAGACAGUGCAUUACCUUCCAAUACUAUUUAUCGAUCAACUGAGCAACAGAGUGAAAGAUUUAAUGAUUAUAAACCGUUCAACAACGGAGCUGCCACUUACUGUGUCGUAUGAUAAAAUAUCCCUGGGAAAGCUCAGAUUUUGGAUCCAUAUGCAAGAUGCCGUGUAUUCACUGCAGCAGUUUGGCUUUUCAGAAAAAGAUGCCGAUGAAGUAAAGGGAAUUUUUGUGGACACAAACCUCUACCUUCUUGCUCUGACGUUCUUUGUAGCAGCAUUCCACCUCCUCUUUGAUUUCCUUGCCUUCAAAAAUGACAUCAGCUUUUGGACGAAAAAGAAAAGUAUGAUUGGCAUGUCUACAAAAGCAGUGCUUUGGCGAUGUUUCAGCACAGUGGUCAUAUUUUUUUUCCUCUUGGAUGAGCAAACAAGCCUCUUGGUGCUGAUUCCUGCAGGAGUUGGGGCAGUGAUCGAGCUUUGGAAAGUGAAGAAAGCACUGAAAAUGACAUUUGAAUGGAGAGGUCUAAUGCCAGCAGUUAAGUUUGGAGACUUCACUGAAUCCGAAAAGAAAAUGGAGGAGUAUGACAAUCAGGCCAUGAAGUACUUGUCAUAUUUGCUGUACCCGUUGUGUAUUGGGGGUGCAAUUUAUUCUCUGCUGAAUAUCAAAUAUAAAAGUUGGUACUCAUGGUUGAUUAACAGCUUUGUUAAUGGAGUAUAUGCUUUUGGAUUUCUAUUUAUGUUGCCACAGCUAUUUGUAAAUUAUAAGAUGAAAUCUGUUGCACAUUUGCCAUGGAAGGUAUUCACGUAUAAAGCAUUCAACACUUUCAUCGAUGAUAUUUUUGCCUUUAUCAUCACUAUGCCAACAUCUCAUCGGCUGGCGUGUUUUAGAGAUGACGUGGUACUCCUGGUCUACCUUUACCAAAGAUGGCUUUAUCCUGUGGAUAAGAGCAGAGUGAAUGAAUAUGGCGAAUCUUACGAAGAGAAGCCAAGAAGAAAGCCCCACAAAGAAUAACUUCAGAAAACUCUGGAAGGCUCCUUGGACUGGGAACUGGCUGCACAUGUUUGACUUUUAAGAAGAGACUAAGUACAAGAGUAUUCCUCAAAGCUUGUGACAGAACUUCAUGGACAAUAUUUCAUCUCCAUUGCCAAAACAAGUUUUGAUUGUCUAUGGAACUAGCUGUCUUUUUAUUGUUGGAGUGUGUGUUCAAGAAGUCUGCCAAUAUUUUUGCCAGGUUUCAGUCAACCAUUUUACAUUUCUGUGGAAUUUGUACAUGCAAAUUGGCAGCAUCCUGCUCAUUGGGUUGGAUCGCACGGAUCUGUUUCAUUAGUGGUGACGCUGUCCCCUGGUACAAAGCACCUCCUUUUGCCUUGCACCGGAGGAAGGUGCCACUGUUAGUGGACAGUUUAUAAGGUCCCAAGUAGAUGACCCAUCCUCACUUUGACUCACCAUGCAGGGAGAGGGAACAGGCAUAGGCAUGCUGGCUUGGAGACUGGGCCACCACAGAGUUGUCUAGAUGAUGCUGAUGCCUGGAAGGAGUUCCUGAGGCACGCCCCCUCCUCAUGAGCAGCAGCAUUUGGAAAAUAGCCUCACUGAACAGCGUGCCCACAGUGUGCCGUCUGCCCACUCCUGUGUACCGUGCAGAGGUCUCAGUGAGCAGGCCGGCCAGCGUGCCCAUGCUGCAUGCCAUUCUUCCUCCCUGCGUGGAGCGUCAACAUGCAGACAGGUUGUCUUGAACAUUCCACAUCUGCCGUUGUGAGGUGUAGAUUUUAGGACCAUUUUCUGGCUGUGGGAACUGCCAAGUAUAUUGUGAAUAAUGCUGGAAAAGCAGACCUUUAAACCUUUGCAUAGGAAAAAAUGUUUUGUACUCUUCAUUGGUCCAAUUCCUGGGCACCGUCCAUUCACUGGGAGGGAUAUAAGGACAUGUUUUUUCCUCUUCCUUUAAAACCAGUGGGGGUUUUUUUAAAGUUUAACUUUGGUUAGGUUUGUGUCCUUUGUGUGUAUCGCCUUCCCCACUAAGAUCACGUCAUCCUGGUCUUCAACAAAUCUGUUUUACAUAGCAGUACUACUUACAGCAAUUGAACUAGGAACCAUAGCUGCAAUGAAUUUAGCCUAUACUGGCCUAAACCAUCCUGGAACGACACGGGACACAAACAGCUUGUAAUGUUUUUGAAAAAGUCUGUUUUUAAAACAGCAGGAGCUGAUUAGCAUAAAUCUGACUAAGCACCUGCAGCAAAUAGUUUUCUGAAGUCAAUUUUUUUUACACUCACAAAAAGCCGUUUCCUUCAUCUAUAGAGCCGGAACUUCUUUAUUUCUGCAAAUGGGACCAUUAAGUUACCGUUAGGCUUCUAAAAAGUAUAUUAAUAUAUACUCGCAUGACACAUGAAUUGUGCCAAUUAUACUUCAGCAGGGAAAACUAGACCUUUUUUAUUCAUAUCAGACCAUGAUGGAGGAAGCUGGAGGCAACAGAGCAAAAGCGGGGGUGGGGGGUAUCAAAGGAAAAGCGAGGCUGGGCAUGGGGUUUAAAAUUUGCAUGUGAGAGAAAUUUACUCCCAGUUGCCAGCUUUUUGUUUGGGGGGGGGGGUUGCUGGGGGGGGGGAGGGGGGACUGUGUCCAGGAUAAAAUUUUAAGUUCCUAUCCUUUUAUAAAUGUGGCUGUUACAUUUACUGUUAAGUUCAAGAAAUGCAGUACUACUUGUAAAAUAUAAUUUAUUUAAGCAUGUUCAAGAUGCCAGUGAGAUGAACUCAUAAAGACCUUUAACUACUACAGGGUAGCAGGCCCUGCAAGCUUUAUUUUGAGGCAAACAACCAUUGAAUUCAAUGCCAUUUUUUAACUCCUGCAUCAAAAAAUACAUUUCCGAGUCCCCUGAGCCAGGUCCCUUCAGAGCAACGUAAUGUAAACACGGACCUCCUAUUCAUGCAGGUGAAGGAGCUCUGUCUGUGAGUUGCCAUCCUGACCUUGAGGGGUCACGGAGAAGGGGCACAGGCAUUAUCACACUACUAUGCACGCUCAAGCCAGUGCUCUCAAAAUACUUGAACAUGUUCAGUUCUACCUUUCAGGUUUGUUUUGAUAAAGAAUUGCACUCUCUGUCCUCAGGUAUAUGUGGAUGUUGCUUUGCCAGGACGUCCAGAAAGAAAACCCACUGUCUUGCUUGUCUGGGGCUGCUGCUGGUGGUCAUGCGGGUCACAGCCAAUGGUUUUUAAAAGGACAAUGUUGGCCCCUCCAAUGCUGCAUUUUUUUCUCAGUAGCUUGACUUUUUUAUUUGUUUCUGGGAAGCAGAACUUUAAUUACUAAUGUGGAAAAGCUGUUUGGCACUAUCUGUUAGAUCCCCAGAUCUUGUUCCAAUAAUCAGACUGUGGUAUAUUUCUCAGUAGCCUUUAUUAUGGACACACAGACCAGGUAUUCAGCUUCAAAGUCAGUUCUAAAAAACAUGGCUACUGGACACAUGUUUAUCCCUCCAAAUCCCCCUCCCAAUUUCUCAGAGCAGAACAUCUGGUAACUGUCACUCUCAGUUAUGAGCACCAAGGUCAGUAGCAAAUAACAAGAUGGAGCCACCUGGCUGCCAGCCCAGAGACAAGUUAACAAAAGGUGUACUCUUUCCCAUGGGGCCAACAUGUCAGGGGAGACUACUUGUCUAGAAGCAGCACAAAAGCCAUCAAUUCAGGUCAAGACAGAAUGCAAGGAAUACAAUUCAAACAUCAAUGGUUACAUAUCUCAAAAGAAGAUAGGGAACAACCCUGAUACAAUCCACCCAAAAUCAAAUGUUUAAAGUUUCUUUGAUGCCCCCACCCCACCUUGUGGAAGUCUCUCCCCGUUUGGAAUCAUUUGGACUGUGGCUAGAUCAUGCCCAUUGUGUUCACCUCCCAGUUUGUGCUAUGCCUGAUGACGAAAGCAUCUGAAAUAAUGUUCAAAAACUAAAUAUAAAAUGUGAAAAACUUC
Molecule: messenger RNA, 4667 nt
Organism: Sphaerodactylus townsendi
Lineage: Eukaryota; Metazoa; Chordata; Lepidosauria; Squamata; Sphaerodactylidae
Gene: CLPTM1L
Product: CLPTM1 like
Exons: 17
Coding region: 102-1742 (546 amino acids)
Cellular component (GO): membrane; endomembrane system
Source: RefSeq, a predicted model, not a curated record